UGAAUUUAAGAAAAGAAAGGGGUAAACACGAAGUAAAGUAAACCUUUAGUCGCCGAUACUCUCUCUUUCAUUCUUUUUCUCUUCCGUCAAAACCGAAUGCUGCUUUCUUCUUCUUCGAUAUAUUUCUCUCAAACCACCAACAACCAUGACUAGCUCCUCAAAUUCCUCUCGCAAGACUCUGAGUAAGAUUGCCUGCAAUAGGCUUCAGAAAGAACUCGUCGAGUGGCAGGCUAAUCCUCCUACUGGUUUCAACUACAAAGUUAGCGAUAAUCUUCAAAGGUGGGUUAUUGAAGUGAUUGGAGCUCCUGGGACACUUUAUGCUAAUGAAACCUACAAGCUUCAGGUUGAUUUCCCGGAGCAUUAUCCAAUGGAAGCUCCACAGGUCAUAUUUAUGAAUCCGGCCCCAAUGCAUCCCCAUAUCUAUAGCAACGGCCAUAUUUGUUUAGAUAUAUUAUAUGAUUCAUGGUCCCCAGCCAUGACUGUUAGUUCUGUAUGCAUCAGUAUUCUCUCAAUGCUUUCAAGCUCAACUGUAAAGCAACGCCCUGAAGAUAAUGACCGAUAUGUAAAGAACUGUAGAAAUGGCAGAUCUCCCAAGGAGACAAGGUGGUGGUUCCAUGAUGAUAAAGUAUAAUAACUGGUAAUAAAUUCAUAAAACUAGAAUAGAGGAUUAUCCGUUCAAAAAGGAUUAAUAUGAAGUGGAGAAAGGCAUUUUUGAGAAACUUGGAUGCCUUUAAACGCUUAACAAUUCUCCUGUAAAUUGGAAUUACCCCUCAUUUGAUCACAUGAGGAAGCAAACUCAGAAUAUUGUGUUUAACUUGCAUGUCUGAUAACUGUUCCUUUUUAUUGCUUUUCUUUCUAAUGAUUUUCUGUCAUGUGCGUCUUUUGUGCGUGCACACACAUUUGAAUUGAUAGAAUAUUGCUGUUUCCUAAUCUAAGUAGCAGUAUGGUAAA
Messenger RNA from Trifolium pratense (red clover), 951 nucleotides. Its product is annotated as probable ubiquitin-conjugating enzyme E2 16. The record is from RefSeq and is a predicted model, not a curated record. The transcript has 6 exons. Bases 146 to 631 code for a protein of 161 amino acids. Lineage: Eukaryota; Viridiplantae; Streptophyta; Magnoliopsida; Fabales; Fabaceae.